AUGUCAGGUCUACGCAGACGCAUCUUUGGCACGUCGUCUGCAGACACUCCUUCCCNNCUAACACCUGAGCAAUCGCGAGAAGGCACACCGACAUCCGAAGAAGUCCGCGUCGUGUCGGCAAAGAAACUCGAAAAACUCACGGCGCAACACAAGGCCAAGGGCACAAAGAGACGGAAUGCUUGGGUCUUUGGAUUGGGAGGCCUGUUUGGCAUUCUCGUUGCUGGCUUCUUUGCGUCCAGCAAUGAGGUCUUUGACAUGCAGGCCUUGAGGGACAUGAAUCUCGAUUCUAUCCUGGACGUGCUGCCUGCUGGUUUGAUCAAAGAUGCCCAUGAACUUCAGGUCGGUUUCUUCAAUGCGCUUGUAAUUUUACACGUCUCUUCUCUUGUUCUUGCUCGCUCGCGGUCUGCUUGCUUGUUGUGCUGCUUCGGACCAUGUAACUUACUUUCCUGUGCUUUGUGUAGANAAAGUCAACGAGACGCCAUCGCAUAUGAUUCCUUUGCUGUCGGUCUUCAUGCCCAAUCCCAAGGCAUAACAGCCAAACACCCCGUCAUCAUGAUUCCAGGCGUCAUCUCGACCGGUCUCGAGAGUUGGAGUACCGAAGAAGCAUCACGACAAUAUUUCAGAAAGAGGUUAUGGGGAAGUUGGAGCAUGAUGCGGGCUCUGGUUCUGGACAAGGCUGGUUGGAAGAGACACAUCAUGUUGGACAAGAAGACUGGUCUGGAUCCUCCAGGUGUCAAGCUACGAGCUGCUCAAGGCUUUGAUGCAACUGACUUCUUCAUCACUGGAUACUGGAUUUGGAACAAGAUUCUGGAGAACCUCGCUACUAUUGGAUAUGACCCUACAAACGCAUUCACCGCUGCCUACGAUUGGAGAAUGAGUUAUAUGAAUUACGAAAUCCGCGACCAAUAUUUUACUCGCCUGAAGCAUCACAUCGAAACCGCUACGCAUAUAUCCGACAAGAAAGUUGUUCUGCUAAGUCACAGUAUGGGCUCUCAAGUCUUGUACUACUUUNUCCACUGGGUCGAAGCCGAAGGUUAUGGUAAUGGUGGUACAUCAUGGGUUGACGACCACAUUGACUCGUGGAUCAACAUUUCUGGAUGUAUGCUCGGAACACCAAAGGGCUUGCCUGCAGUGCUGUCCGGAGAAAUGAAAGAUACCGCACAACUCAACGCUUUUGCUGUCUAUGGUCUAGACAAGUUUUUGAGCCGCAACGAAAGAGCAGAGAUGUUCCGCGCCAUGCCUGGCAUCUCUAGCAUGCUUCCCAUCGGUGGUGACGCAGUCUGGGGAGAUGAACACAGCGCUCCUGACGACCGUCCCGACCAAAACGUCACCUACGGCAAAUUCCUCAGCUUCCGUCAUCUGAACUCAACACAGCUACCCAAGAAGAACCUCACCGUAGAGCAAUCCCGUGCUUACCUCUUCAACAGCACAGAAGAUUGGUACUCGGAAGCCGUACUCUCCUCCUACUCCUUCGGUAUCGCGCACACCAGAAAAGAAGUAGAAGAAAACCAAAAAAUCCCUCGUAAAUGGUCCAACCCACUGGAAACCCGUCUCCCCAAAGCACCGAACAUGAAGAUUUUCUGCUUUUACGGUAUUGGCAAGGAGACUGAGCGCGCAUACUACUAUCGUGAGGAUAACGAGCGAGGCAGCACCAACGAUGUCAUGAUCGACACAGCAGCCACAUUCUUGAACCCAGACGAGGAUCAUGUAGCUGAUAGAGGAGUCGUUAUGGGAGAAGGAGACGGUACAGUCAAUCUGCUGAGUACGGGAUAUAUGUGUAACAAGGGUUGGAGGAUGAGGAGGUACAAUCCUUCGGGGAUCAAAGUUACGACGUUUGAGAUGCCUCAUGAGCCUGAUCGAUUCUCGCCUCGUGGUGGACCUAAUACUGGUGACCAUGUGGACAUUCUCGGCCGUGCAUCUCUCAAUGACUUGAUCCUGAGGAUAGCAGGUGGCAAGGGUGACGAGAUCAACGAGACCAUCUACAGCAACAUCACACAAUACGCCGAGAAAGUCAAGAUCUGGGAUGACUGA
Aureobasidium musti is the source of this 2031-nucleotide messenger RNA. NCBI's taxonomy places the organism in Eukaryota, Fungi, Ascomycota, Dothideomycetes, Dothideales, Saccotheciaceae. The record is from the annotation of a GenBank genome assembly.